Molecule: messenger RNA, 3402 nt
Organism: Knipowitschia caucasica
Lineage: Eukaryota; Metazoa; Chordata; Actinopteri; Gobiiformes; Gobiidae
Source: the annotation of a GenBank genome assembly
AUGAGGAGGAGAGAGAGAGCCACGGUCCCGGCUGGGUCCAGACACGGUCCCAGGUUGGAGGUCUUCCUGAACGGUUCCUUUGUGAUCCGGUCUGUGACGCUGCAGGACCGCGGGCAGUACCUGUGCACGGCUCAGAACCUCUGGGGCUCGGAUCGCGGCCUGGUCUCCCUCACGGUUCAGACUGAGGCCCCCAGGAUCCAGACUCGUCCUGGUUCAGACCCUCUGACCCUGUACCUGGGACAGAGCGCUGCGCUGCACUGCUCUGCCUCAGGGCGGCCGCGGCCUCAGGUCUCAUGGAUCCUCCCAGACCUCAGCUUUGUGAGAGACGUGGACUUCAGCUCCACCAAGUCAUUUGCCUCUGCUCUGGCGUCCCCGUUGGCGUCCCCGUUGGCGUCCCCGUUGGCGUCCCCGUUGGCGUCCCCGUUGGCGUCCCCGUUGGCGUCCCCGGUGGCGUCCCCGUCCCCUGUGGUCCUGCUCGCCAACGGGACGCUCCUGCUCCGUUCUGUAAACUUCUCCAGUUCAGGAGAAUACAAGUGCAUCUCCAGCAACGCCGCAGGGGCAGACUCAGUCACACACCAGGUGUAUGUGACGGCACUACCCCCAACCAUCAAGGAGAAGGAGGACGACACCAUGACCAUUCACACUGGCCACAGUGGGCUGGUCCACUGCUCGGCCCGAGGCGAGCCCCCCCCCUCUCUGAAGUGGACUCUCCCUGGAGGCCUGUCAAUCAAACCUUCGCAAUUCGUAGGACGUACCAUCUUUGUGUUCCCCAACGGCACCCUGUACAUGAGGGAUGUGGCGCCCUCUGCUGCCGGGAGAUACGAGUGCUUGGUGUCGAACCCGGUUGGUGUUUCCAGACGCACAGUUCAUGUGGAGGUGUCUGCAGAUUACCCAUCAGCCACUGCUCCCCCUCUCCCCCCUCACAGCGCCCCCUCCAAGCCACACCCUGUCCCUCUCCCCCCUCACAGCGCCCCCUCCAGGCCACACUCUGUCCCUCUCCCCCCUCACAGCGCCCCCUCCAGGCCACACCCUGUCCCUCUCCCCCCUCACAGCGCCCCCUCCAGGCCACACCCUGUCCCUGCGAUGUAUGGCUCUGUGGUCUAUCUGCACUGUCCUGAGUCCACAGGCUCCAAGAGAGGAACUGUUCUGGAGCGUCCCGUCAGAGUGUUCAGAAACGGAACCCUGCGGAUCCUUCAGCUCACAGAGACCGACGCAGGGAGCUACAGCUGUGUGUUCAGCCGAGACCAUGGAGAGACCCUGCAGCUAUUCCAGGUGGAGGUCCUGAUGACUCCUCCCACAAUCCAACAUGUCAGAGCGGCUCACACCAAAGGUCCGGAGGGAGACAACUUCCAGGUGGACUGUGUGGCCUCAGGUCUCCCGGACCCCGCCGUCUCGUGGAGCCUUCCUGACGGCACGCCCAUCAACAACACGCUCCAAUCAGACGUCAGCGGCUCCAGAACGCGGCGCUACGUCAUCUUCACCAACGGCACGCUGCUGCUGCGCCGCAUCAGCCAGAGCGACGAAGGCGACUACACCUGCACCGCCACCAACCGGCUGGGCACCGCCGAGCGCCGCGUCAGCGUCACCGCCCCCAAGGUGCACCAAGCCCUGGUCGUGGGUCGUCUGGGAGAGUCAGUGACGCUCAGCUGCGACGCAGAGGGAGAGCCGGCGCCCCGCAGCACCUGGAGAUCUCCUGCCAACGCAGUCAUCUCCAACGUGCCGCAGAAGUACGAGCUGCUCCACCGCGGCGCUCUGCUCAUCAGGAACCUGCGGCUCUCAGACGAAGGCAGCUACGUGUGCGCGGCGAGCGGCUCUGCGCAGACGCUGACUCUGCAGAUGGAGCCUCAGGCGCCGCUGAUAAACGGUGAGGCGGGGCGGCGCUCGCAGAUGCUCACGGCGGUGUCGUACCAGAGGGCGCUGCUGGACUGCGCCGUGGCGGCCAAGCCUGAGGCCAGCGUCUGGUGGAUAAACCCGCUCGCUCAGACUUACGCGCCGGGUUUCCUGGACGGCAGGAUCCAGGUGCACCGCAACGGCAGUUUGGAGCUGCGCGGCGUGCGGCGCCAGGACGAGGGCCGCUACACCUGCGUCGCCAGGAACGCCCUGGGGGAGGCGGCGCUGAGCGUGGAUGUGGAGGUGGCGGCCGUGGCGGAGAAACCCAGCUUCGAAUUCCCGAACGUAGAAAUGGUGUUGCUCCAGCAGCGCGGCUCGGCCCUGCGGCUGGAGUGUGCGGCGAGAGGGAAGCCCCGCCCCCAGCGGCUGUGGCUGCUGCCGAACGGCACCACGCUGCCCCCUGCUGCGCGGCUGCAGCGCUUCAUCCACGCCGCCAACGGCUCACUGCACGUCCUGCAGGCCCAGCCCACGGACGCCGGCGUGUACCGCUGUCUGGUCCAGAACGUGGCGGGCCGCGCCGAGAAGCGCUACCUCCUGCAGGCGGGACGCCGGCCGCUCAUCCACAGCUCUGCAGGUGCGGUGACGGUGUCCUUCGGUGAUGCGCUGCUCUUACCGUGUGCAGCAGACGGUUGGCCCGCGCCCUCCGUCUCCUGGACGCUUCCCAACGGAGGGAGCGCGUCGGCGCCUCAGAGCCACGUGUCGGCGCCUCAGAGCCACGUGUCGGCGCCUCAGAGCCGCGUGUCGGCGCCUCAGAGCCGCACGUCGGCGCCUCAGAGCCGCGUGUCGGUCUUCUCUAACGGAACGCUGCUGCUGCGCGGUGCGGCUGUGUUGGACACAGGUGCGUACAGCUGCAGUGCGGUAAACGCCCAUGGCCGCGCCUCGGUCUCGUACGCCGUGACGGUCGCCGUGCACUCGCCGCGUAUCAGCAGCUCUCUGAGCGCCGUGACCCGCGUGAGCCGCGGAGCACAGGUGACUCUGAGCUGCGCGGCGCACGGCGUCCCCACGCCACAGAUGUCCUGGACGCUCCCCGGCAGCAGCACCAUCUUCCCCCACAGCCGCAACAUUCUCACCCACAGCCGCAACAUUCUCCCCCACAGCCGCAACACCCUCCCCCACAGCCGCAGCACGCAGCACGGCGCGCACAUGACGCACGACGGCACUUUGCUGAUUCACCGCGUGUCUCUCACCAACUCUGGCAUCUACACCUGCAACGCCAAGAACACCCACGGAACAGACUUCAGGUCCACCUACCUACAGAGGACAGACAGCUCCCUCUGGUGGACACUAGAGGACACAGACAGCUCCCUCUGGUGGACACUAGAGGACACAGACAGCUCCCUCUGGUGGACACUAGAGGACAGACAGCUCCCUCUGGUGGACACUAGAGGACACAGACAGCUCCCUCUGGUGGACACUAGAGACACAGACAGCUCCCUCUGGUGGACACUAGAGGACAGACAGCUCCCUCUGGUGGACACUAGAGGACAGACAGCUCCCUCUGGUGGACACUAG